This is a messenger RNA of Bactrocera neohumeralis, 2229 nucleotides long. RefSeq names its product phosphoribosyl pyrophosphate synthase-associated protein 2. The record is from RefSeq and is a predicted model, not a curated record. The transcript is spliced from 9 exons. Lineage: Eukaryota; Metazoa; Arthropoda; Insecta; Diptera; Tephritidae. Gene Ontology annotation, biological process: 5-phosphoribose 1-diphosphate biosynthetic process; purine nucleotide biosynthetic process. Bases 465 to 1592 code for a protein of 375 amino acids. Gene Ontology annotation, cellular component: ribose phosphate diphosphokinase complex; cytoplasm. Gene Ontology annotation, molecular function: magnesium ion binding; ribose phosphate diphosphokinase activity.
UUGAAAGCGUACACUUGUUAGUUCCGCUAUACGCUAUACGCACAAUGCACAAUCGUAUAGAUACAAAUUUGGACGAUUUCUAUACUCUAGUUGUGUCGUUUAUCAGUUAAUCGCUGGAUUCCAAACGAGAACGAAUUUGUUUUGUGUUGCACAGCAAACAGUUAUCAAUCAGUUGGGUUUGUGGUUAUCACGCGUUGCUCAAGUUUUCUUCGUGUAUUGCGUCGUUCAAGUGCUCUGGUGUUUUAGUGGUCCCUCUGUGCAAAAUAUAAUACUAUAUAACGAAAAUAUUAUAGCACAAUAUAUGUAAUUAACAAAAGCUUAAGAAAUCGUUUUAUUGUGAUAUUGCCAAAUCUUAAACUUGAAAUUAUACAAAUUAUUUGUGAAUUCACCAGGUGAAAUUGGUUGCGACAGUCCCCGUUGAGAGAUUGGGCAGCGUGCGUCCACCAAAACGUUGCAGAAGCGAAAUGGAUACGUCAUCCGCUUCGGAUAUUGUGCUGAUCCAUGGCAACUCACAUCCAGAUCUGGCCAAUAAAGUGGCCGAACGCAUGGGCAUAAAGAGCGGCGGUUGCUCUGUAUUCCACAAAACGAAUCGCGAGACGAUGGUGGAGAUCGGCGACUCGGUGCGCGGCAAAGACAUCUACAUCAUACAAACUGGCACUAAAGAUGCCAAUAACAACAUCAUGGAACUGCUGAUCAUGGCUUACGCUUGCAGAACAUCUUCGGCGCGCUCUAUAGUUGGCGUCAUACCAUAUCUACCCUACUCGAAACAAUGUAAAAUGCGUAAACGCGGUUGUAUCGUGUCGAAGUUGUUGGCGAAGAUGCUGUGCACCUCCGGCUUAACGCAUAUUAUUACAAUGGAUUUGCACCAAAAAGAGAUACAAGGAUUUUUCGAUAUACCAGUCGAUAAUUUGCGCGCUUCACCAUUUCUGUUGCAAUAUAUACAGGAGAGUAUCCCUGACUAUCGCAAUUCGGUGAUUGUGGCGCGUAAUCCCAACAGCGCCAAGAAGGCGACCUCGUACGCUGAACGCUUGCGGCUCGCCAUAGCAGUCAUACACGGCGAACAGAAGGAGGCCGAAAGUGAUGAGGUCGAUGGCCGCUAUUCGCCGCCCCCCGUGAGUACAUAUAGCGAUUUAAUAGGAAAUACAGUUGAAAUGUGCUCCUGUUCUCCUAGCAACAGCAGAGCGCGCACCAUCAGCGUGUCGGUGGGCGUGCCGGAGCACCCACCCAAGGUCAAACCGCCGCUAACCAUUGUAGGUGAUGUCAAGGGACGCAUAGCCAUCAUGGUGGAUGAUCUAAUCGACGAUGUGCAGGCUUUUGUCGACGCGGCCGCGUUGCUAAAGGAGAACGGUGCAUGCAAAAUCUACUUAUUGGCUACACACGGUCUGCUCAGUUCGGAUGCACCCAGACUGAUCGAGGAGUCCUCAAUCGAUGAGGUUGUUGUUACCAAUACCAUUCCACAUGAGAUCCAAAAGCUGCAGUGUCACAAAAUCAAAACGAUUGACAUUUCCAUUCUGAUUGCCGAGGCUAUACGUCGCAUACACAAUAAGGAGUCCAUGUCAUAUCUUUUCCGCAAUGUUACGCUGGAGGAUUAAAUGUGUGCACAGCUUAACCGUUUUUCUAAAGACAGCAUCCAUUGGAUGUUGUCCCUCAUAAUUAUGUUCAAACAAUAGUGAUGAUAUCGGUGAUGGUGGACGCUCUUUAUGGAAAAACGUGCACAAAUCUCUUUCAAACACAUUGUAGAACAUUAUUAUUACUGUUACAAUAUGUAUAAUGUAAGACUUUUUUGUUUUAAUUUUCUAAAUUUACUGUUAGUUACUUGCGCAUGUAUGACUAGUUUAUUCAAACUCUUCAUAACCUUAAAAGUUGAAAAGCUUGAAGUGAAUUGCGAAACCAGCAGAGUUUGCGUUAAAAAUGAGUUAAAUGAACGAAAUUUAUUUCAAAGAGUCAACCAUUGAUGACAGUCCCCGUAGAUUCCGAUAAUCCAACCCUUUUCUAUUGUAAAUUAAAUUGUAAAUCUAAGAACGUUUUUAUUUCCGCAUUACGGCAAAAUAUCAUUGUACCCAAUUCUCGUAUUGAAUAUUGUGAAUAAAUAAAUAACACUUAUACAUGCAUAAUUACAUAUAUGCUAAUUAUAAAUAUUGCGAUUGAAGAUGUUCUCGAGAACAUUGUAGAAAAAAUCAGCUUUAUUUUACUAAUAAACACACACUUCUAAGAAUUGUUGAAAAAUAA